Acanthoscelides obtectus is the source of this 1577-nucleotide messenger RNA. Lineage: Eukaryota; Metazoa; Arthropoda; Insecta; Coleoptera; Chrysomelidae. The record is from the annotation of a GenBank genome assembly.
AUAAAGUAUUAGCAAAUGCCUCCGAAUUCAAUCACUUUUCAUUUCCAUGCUAGAUACCGAGCUCUGGCUACUGCAAUCUCUGUCACAGGAACGUCAAUAGGCAUAAUGGCGUUCCCCAUAAUUAUAAACAACUUGUUCCAUCACCUCGAAUGGAGAAUGGAGUUUAGGAUAUUGGCAGGCUCAUUUGGAAUGAUUAUGCUCCUGGUUCUGAUUUUCAAGCCAAUCAAACCGACUAGAGUGGUGGCUAAGAAAGGAACAAGUGCAGUAGAUCUUUCGAGUGAAGAUGAAGAUUCCAUUGGUUCAUUCGACUUUGGGGAUGUAGAAGAAGAUAAGGACGUAUUUACCUUAAGAAAAAUUUUCCAGAACUUUCACAACAAAUUUUUCCCUACAAUGUCAUCCAAUAAAGAUAGUAGCACUACUAUAGAGUCCAAAGGAUCAAAAAAGUCUGCGGCACCAUCGACAUAUUUUGGUCUUCCUGGCGCAAUAGCAAGUGAGGCAAGUGUAAUUAGAAGCGUAUUCAGGGGAGACGUUCCGGAGGCUCGUUCCGUUGGCCUGUCCACCAUUUACGAAACCGACGACGAUACAUACUGCUGCUGUUGCUGUCGUUGCUGCAGAUGCUGCAAGAUAUGCAGAUGCAAAAGCCAUUUGUGUCAAGACGACUUCAACAGACCACUCUACCGAGACGAUAUUUUCUAUACCGGCUCUAUCAAGGCUCUCCCUGAGUAUCGCUCUAGGGUCAGUGUAGUGCCCUCAGUUUAUUCGUCACGUGCUGUAAAGGAGAUGGCCAGUUUGAACUACACCCUAUCCGUGUCGAGAGUAGUGACACAACGUGAGUUGCAGCAAGCGAGGCGAUGUGUUUGUUGUCCUGAAGCUGUGCUGAGGGUCUUGUCUACGAUGCUUGACCUGAAACUAAUGAAGCAACUUUCCUUCGCUUUAUUGGUCCUCAGCGGCUUCUUCACCAUGGUUGGGUUGUACAGCCCAUUUGUGUUCAUUGGUCAAAGAGGAGAGGAGCUUGGCUUCACCGCAAAUUGGAAUACUCUGCUCCUGACCAUCAUGGGUAUUUCCAAUACUGUUGGCAGAAUCAUCUGUGGCGUAGUGUCAACGAUACCUCGUGCAGACGUUAUGUUGAUCAGUUGGUCAACACUGGUGAUUGCUGGCGCUGCAACAAUGGCUUCCGCUUUUGCUCCCUUCCUUGAAGCACAGAUCGCCUUUUCGGUGACAUAUGGAUUGCUGAUGGUUUCACUGCACUUCGGGCCGCCCUUAUCGCAGAAAUGAUGGGGCUCGAGAAUCUGACCAACGCGUUUGGCAUUACGAUCAUGUUCUAUGGCUUGGGCAGCUUCGUGGGGAUUCCCCUUGCUGGACUUCUCCAAAACCUGACUGGGAAGUAUGCUUACGGCUUCCUCUUUGCUGGUGGUGCGAUCCUCUUGAGUGGAAUCUUGAUGAUGCCCAUCAAGAAGAUUGUUGCAUGGGAGGCGAGUAAGAGGAAGAAGGUCACAUUCUUAUCAAUCAGUUAGGAAAAAAUGUAGACAUUUAUAUUUUUAAGAGCUGAAAUAUAUUUUGGAACUAGUGUAUACUUA